AUGAAGCUCGUUACUGUAUUCAGUGGUUUGACUCUCCUGAUUGGAGGAUCGUUGGCUCAAGGUUGUCAAUCUGAGCUCAACGGCUUUUCACUAUCCAUCGCGCGACCUGAUGAGACGUCGAGGCCUUUGCCCUUGAGGUUUCUACCAACCAAUACGACGAUGAUCUACACCCUCGGGUUUUGCAGCUCUUGCUCCGCGCCCACAGUUGAGCAUUGGAUCCUGCAAUCCAACUCACUGACAGCCUUUGUCCCUGACCACGGGUCGAUCAAGAACGAGUUUGUUGUUGCCAACAAGCCACUUUCAUUCUGGGAGGCGGGUGAGAUAUCUCUUCCCGUGCUCUAUCCAGGCUACUGCGCAUUGUUUUCCAAGGGCAAGGGACUUCUCGCUGCCAACGGGCGCACAAAUGUCUUUUUCGCCUGUGAGAAUCGUAGUCCGAAUCUCGCAGGUACUGCCGCGUUCGAUAUUUACUACCUUCCAAAUACCACCGAUACGGCGUCCAACUCUACCAGAGGUCAUUGCGCAGCCAUCAACUUGGAAGUGUUCCCGAAGUAG
This is a messenger RNA of Serendipita indica DSM 11827, 552 nucleotides long. The record is from the annotation of a GenBank genome assembly. Lineage: Eukaryota; Fungi; Basidiomycota; Agaricomycetes; Sebacinales; Serendipitaceae.